Molecule: messenger RNA, 414 nt
Organism: Seminavis robusta
Lineage: Eukaryota; Bacillariophyta; Bacillariophyceae; Naviculales; Naviculaceae
Source: the annotation of a GenBank genome assembly
AUGGACGCCACACUUGCACAAGAUGACUCCAGAAAGGACGCCACCAAAGAUCUACCGAAAUAUUACAAUGGCUACCAGAAGGAGUUCAAGGAGUGGUGCACACUAGGGCCCAAUGUCAGUUAUAGGGGGCAGAUGACCAAACCAGACAAGAAAGAGUACCCCAAAUAUUGCUCCAAAAGCUUGGCCUACGAAUUCAUGAGGGAUCACUUCAUUCUCAGACCCCAGAAACAUGGCAAACAGGGUUACGUGAAGAAAAAAGCUCACAGCAAAUCUGCUUUGGACAACAUCCAGAAGGCACUAAAGGCUCUAUAUCUCAGGCAGAAGAGUGAGUACUCUUGUGCAGAGGAAUUUGUUUCUUUUUAUGGAGACAAACAGCCUGGGGAAGGUGGUGAUAUCAAUGCCCUGAUAAUUUAG